AUUCAACAUGUAGUGUUUAAGAGCUUUGAGAUACUUUUCUGUAUGGUCUUAAGUACCUAUGGGACCAGCUGAUCCUAUUUUGGGAGUAGCUGCUUAAUUCAAAGCUGAUCCAAGCACUUAAAAAGUAAAUUUAAGUAUAGGAGCUUAUCGUGAUAAUGAUGGAAAGCCAGUUGUACUUGAGUCAGUUAAGAGAGUAACUAAAUUAAUAUAUAAUAGGCUGAAUAAAUAAUAAAGGAAAAGAAAUUAGAUAAUGAAUAUCUUCCAGUUGAAGGACUUCAAUCAUUUAUUGAUGCUUCUAUUAAAUUAGGUUAUGGAGAUGCUUAUUAUGCUUAAAAUGGAAAAAGUAUUGCAGGAUGUUAAGUAUUGAGUGGAACAGGUGCAGUUAGACUUGGAUUUGAAUUUGCUAAGAAAUUCUUACCUUAAGGUACAAAAGUAUAUAUGCCAAAUCCAACAUGGCCAAAUCAUCAUAAUAUUGCUAGAAUGGCAGGAUUAGAAAUUUUGGAAUAUCGUUAUUUUGAUCCAAAAACACGUGGAGUUGAUUUUUCAGGAUUAGUAGAAGAUUUGAAUAAGGCUUAAAAUGGAUCAGUUAUCUUAUUCCAUGCUUGUGCUCAUAAUCCUACUGGUUGUGAUUUAACAUCAGCUUAAUGGACAUAAUUAUUAGAUUUGACUAAAAAAAAGAAUUUCCUUCCAUUUUUUGAUAUGGCUUAUUAAGGUUUCACAAGUGGAGAUGUAAAUAAAGAUGCUGAAGCAGUUAGAUUAUUUACAAAUUAAGGAGUUUCUAUUGUUUUAGGAUAAUCUUUUGCUAAAAAUAUGGGAUUAUAUGGAUAAAGAACAGGAUGUCUUAGUUUUGUAUGUGCUAAUUAAUAAGAAAAAGAGAAAGUUGUUUCAUAAUUGAAAUUGUUAGCUAGACCAUUAUGGUCAAGUCCACCACUUCAUGGUGCUAGAGUGGCUGAUAUCAUUCUCAAUACACCAGAACUUAAUUAAUUAUGGUUAUCUGAAGUUAAAAUGAUGGCAAAUAGAAUUUAAUUAAUGAGAGUAAGUUUAGCUGAAACUUUAAAGAAUCUAGGUUCUCCUCAUGAUUGGUCACACAUAUCUAAAUAAAUUGGUAUGUUUGCAUUUACUGUAAUAAUUUAAUUUAUAUAUUUAGGGUGUUGGUCCAGAUCAUGUAAAAGAAUUGAUUGCUAAAUAUCAUAUAUAUUUAUUAAGUAGUGGAAGAAUAUCAAUUGCAGGAUUAAAUGAAGGAAAUGUUAAGUAUGUUGCUGAAGCAUUCCAUGAUGUGACCAAGAAUACAAAAUUGUGAAGUAUUANAAAUUUAAGUAUAGGAGCUUAUCGUGAUAAUGAUGGAAAGCCAGUUGUACUUGAGUCAGUUAAGAGAGUAACUAAAUUUAUAUAUAAUAGGCUGAAUAAAUAAUAAAGGAAAAGAAAUUAGAUAAUGAAUAUCUUCCAGUUGAAGGACUUCAAUCAUUUAUUGAUGCUUCUAUUAAAUUAGGUUAUGGAGAUGCUUAUUAUGCUUAAAAUGGAAAAAGUAUUGCAGGAUGUUAAGUAUUGAGUGGAACAGGUGCAGUUAGACUUGGAUUUGAAUUUGCUAAGAAAUUCUUACCUUAAGGUACAAAAGUAUAUAUGCCAAAUCCAACAUGGCCAAAUCAUCAUAAUAUUGCUAGAAUGGCAGGAUUAGAAAUUUUGGAAUAUCGUUAUUUUGAUCCAAAAACACGUGGAGUUGAUUUUUCUGGAUUAGUAGAAGAUUUGAAUAAGGCUUAAAAUGGAUCAGUUAUCUUAUUCCAUGCUUGUGCUCACAAUCCUACUGGUUGUGAUUUGACAUCAGCUUAAUGGACAUAAUUAUUAGAUUUGACUAAAAAAAAGAAUUUCCUUCCAUUUUUUGAUAUGGCUUAUUAAGGUUUCACAAGUGGAGAUGUAAAUAAAGAUGCUGAAGCAGUUAGAUUAUUUACAAAUUAAGGAGUUUCUAUUGUUUUAGGAUAAUCUUUUGCUAAAAAUAUGGGAUUAUAUGGAUAAAGAACAGGAUGUCUUAGUUUUGUAUGUGCUAAUUAAUAAGAAAAAGAGAAAGUUGUUUCAUAAUUGAAAUUGUUAGCUAGACCAUUAUGGUCAAGUCCACCACUUCAUGGUGCUAGAGUGGCUGAUAUCAUUCUCAAUACACCAGAACUUAAUUAAUUAUGGUUAUCUGAAGUUAAAAUGAUGGCAAAUAGAAUUUAAUUAAUGAGAGUAAGUUUAGCUGAAACUUUAAAGAAUCUAGGUUCUCCUCAUGAUUGGUCACACAUAUCUAAAUAAAUUGGUAUGUUUGCAUUUACUGUAAUAAUUUAAUUUAUAUAUUUAGGGUGUUGGUCCAGAUCAUGUAAAAGAAUUGAUUGCUAAAUAUCAUAUUUAUUUAUUAAGUAGUGGAAGAAUAUCAAUUGCAGGAUUAAAUGAAGGAAAUGUUAAGUAUGUUGCUGAAGCAUUCCAUGAUGUGACCAAGAAUACAAAAUUGUGA
Paramecium primaurelia is the source of this 2482-nucleotide messenger RNA. The record is from the annotation of a GenBank genome assembly. NCBI's taxonomy places the organism in Eukaryota, Ciliophora, Oligohymenophorea, Peniculida, Parameciidae.